CGUUGGAAGCGUUCAAGUAGUUAACAUUGUUGACUACGUCGACGCUCUGGUUACAGUUUAUUUAUCUUCUUCUGCAGCCCAACAAAGCUCAAGCAUUGUCUCCUCAAGUAUCAACUCUGGUCCUGUGCGUGCCUCGGCAAAACAUGGCAUCUUUCUCCAUGGAGGAGUUCCUCGGCGAGGGGGCUCUGAAAGGCCUCAUCCCAAAGCUUGUGGCAGGUGGCUGGGAUGAUGUACCCACAAUAAAAAUGAUGAAUUCUGAAGACAUGGAUUGGAUAAAGUUGACGCAGCAGCAGAAGGAUGCAUUGGAGCUCAGAUCACAUCUGCAUGACCGAUCCUUGAUGGAAUAUGCUGAUAGGCUAGAAGCCUCCAGGAAGUCUCUAGCUGAGCUUCUAAGUACAAGCACUGUGGUCCUUUCAUCAAAUUUCGGCAUGAAGAGAGGCCAUGUUGCACGUUUCAUCGAUCGAGCCAGUGCUUGUAGGGUCACCAUGCCACCCUCUUAUGUUCUUCCUGCCAGGGAAAGAAGCAUGUCUAUCAGCAGUAGUAAAGGGGAUGAGCCUUCUAGAACUACAGAGAGGCCGCAACAUGUCCAGACCCCCUCAAAGGUAAGCUCAUAUCAGGAAAGGUCUGCCGAGCAAUCUGCGGCAGACUUCAAAAUCAGUGAAGGAUACAUCUUUAAGGGUAUAGUUGCGGCCGAACCUGCUGAGCCAAGGCUAUGUGGUUGUGUCCAACCUCCUCCAAUAGUGGAACAUGUAGCUCCAUACUCCUCGAUUGAAAGCAUCUCAGUUCAGAAGCUUACCCCCGAGUACAAAGUUGGCAUGGGGCGUUUGGUGGCUACAAAGGCUCCACCUAUGAAAGCUUCGGAGCUAUGGAAGCACAAACCAACUAUUUUACUUUGUCUUCGACGCCCUGGGUGUGUUAUGUGCAGAGCUGAGGCUCAUCAGCUCUAUUCAAGAAAACCGAUAUUUGAUGCCCUGGGAUUUCAGCUGGUUGCUGUUCUACAUGAACAAAUAGAAUCCGAGAUUAGAGAUUUUUGGCCUCGCUAUUGGGGUGGAGUUGUGAUUCUUGACCAAUCCAUGGAUUUCUUUAAAGCCCUUGGAGGAGGAAAGCUUCUUAAAGACAAGUUUAUAACCGGAUUUCUUUUCAACCCCCGUGCUAUUGCAAAUUACAAGCGUGCACAAGCUACAGGGUUUGAACAAAACUACAAAGGGGAAGGUGAAAUCAAGGGUGGACUGUUUAUCAUUGGUAGAGGGAAAAAUGGCAUUGCCUACCAGUUCAUUGAAAGGAAUUUUGGGGAUUGGGCACCUAUUGCUGAAGUCAUCGAUGUAUGCAGCCAAUUACAGCGGGAGCUACCAAGCCAAGGCGAGUCACUAUAGAGAAACUCAUGUAGGGUAUGAACUACUUGUCAAGAUUUGGGCAUUCAUUUGAGGAAUCAUUUACCUUAUGUCACCAGAACUCUUUCACGGAGGUCUAUAUUUUCUUGAAGUUAGACAUUCUUUUAUUAUAAGAUUGGGUUUGUACUGUCUUGAAUGACAUCAAUUGUUAUAGAAAUAUGGACUUUUCAUAUUGUUACUUGCU
Elaeis guineensis (African oil palm) is the source of this 1575-nucleotide messenger RNA. RefSeq lists its product as uncharacterized. NCBI's taxonomy places the organism in Eukaryota, Viridiplantae, Streptophyta, Magnoliopsida, Arecales, Arecaceae. The record is from RefSeq and is a predicted model, not a curated record.